This is a messenger RNA of Sesamum indicum (sesame), 1271 nucleotides long. The record is from RefSeq and is a predicted model, not a curated record. NCBI's taxonomy places the organism in Eukaryota, Viridiplantae, Streptophyta, Magnoliopsida, Lamiales, Pedaliaceae.
CACUCUUUGGUCUCAUCGAACAGCACUGUUUCCUUCUCCGCUGGCGGAUCCCCCAAACCCAAACCCAAACCCAAACCCAAAACUCGCACACGCUAAAAACACACACCACACACACUCUCACUUCCCGCCGUAGCAAUGGCGACGACGUUUGGAGCAGCGGCGACGGCCGCCUCCCUCACCGGGAAUGCUAACAAAUCCUCCACUUAUUUACCGCUCGCCAGCCGCCAUUUCUUCCUUCGAGCAAAUUCCAACAAGGUUUCCUUCCGCCUCACACCCAGGCCCAAGCUCCGCCUCUUCUCCAAGGGCUUGCAGUCUGGUUGGAAGUGUUCUGCUAUGGUAAAAGCUCAACUAAAUGAUGUUGCAACGGAUGGAUCCUCGAAAGCUGAAGCUUCCACUCCUGCCACAUCAGAGGUUUCACCGGCCAAAUCCAAGGAUACACCUAUUGCUUUGGCAUCAGAAGAAUCAAUAUCUGAAUUUAUUACUCAAGUUGCAAGUCUUGUCAAGUUGGUGGAUGCUAAGGAUAUCGUGGAACUAGAGUUGAAACAGCUCGACUGUGAAGUCUUAAUACGUAAGAAGGAGGCCUUAGCUGCACCACCUCCUCCUGUUGCAUAUGUUCAGUCACAACCUCAGCCUGCAGUACUGCCUCCAGUUUCCACACCUUCACCUGCGCCAACUGCAGCACCUACUCCCCCACCAGCUCCAGCACUUUCUCCACCUAAAGCUCAACCAGCUAAGUCAUCUCAUCCACCUCUUAAAUCUCCCAUGGCAGGAACCUUCUACCGGAGUCCAGCUCCUGGGGAACCACCAUUUGUGAAGGUCGGAGAUAAAGUACAGAAGGGACAGGUUCUAUGCAUCAUUGAAGCCAUGAAACUGAUGAAUGAAAUCGAAGCUGAUCAGUCUGGAAAGAUAGUCGAGAUCCUUCUAGAAGAUGGCAAGCCAGUCAGUGUUGAUACUCCUCUCUUUGUGAUUGAACCAUAGAGCUGAUGAGGCAAAACGCCCAGAGGAGUAGGAAGGCUUUCGGCUAAAGUAUGUUGUGGGAUGCAGAAUUUAUUUACUUUUCCUUAAUUUUGUUUUCUAUGGGUGAGACCUAGUUAGAGAUUGAACCGAAUGAGCUGCUGAUGAUUUUUUCUUCAUCAAGUGUAGAAAUUGUUGGGAGCAUUUUUCCUUAAUUUUAUGGACACUUUGCUACUAGUUUUACAAUUUGCCUUUGUUUAUGACGUGAGGAUAUCAUGUAUGGCCUUUGUAGUACAAACUUCAACUACUCUGUGCAA